UAAGAGAUACGGGUUCUGGGGUUUUUCAAAUUGUGAGGGAAUGAUGGAACAGGAGGAGGGCAGUAUCAGAAGGGCUAUUCCCGGAAGACGUCAUGCAAAUUCCGGGAAACGCGAGACGCAUGCAUCUCCACAUAUUCAAUCGUCAAAAGUAGACUCUGUAUCUCAGAAUACCCGUCAAAGUGUCCGAAUAGCGGUGUAUUUGAUGUCAGGUGUAUUUCUAACGAUGGAAAUCGAGAGAAAUGCAACAGCCCAACAAAUUCAGUCAAUCGUACAGACAGAGCCGGAAAUCGGUAUGUCAAGAUUGCCACAGAUAACUGGUGAAACAGUAUUUGCAAUUUGGAUGUGUUCAUCUCAACUGGAGUUACAGUUGAGGCCAAAUCAUAGACCGAUAGAUCUUGCUUCAAAGUGGAGUAAAUUGGUUAAUAAGUACGGUACAAGGGAACAGAGUGACGAGGAGCCGUUACUCUACUUCAGGAGAAAUGUUUUUUUGUCGAGAAGAGACGAGGAGAUGAUCAAGGAUCCCAAAAUGCUUGAGCUGUUGUAUGCUGAAGCAAGGCAUAAUGUUUUAGAAGGAAGGUACCCGUGCGAGGGUCAAGCGAGGUACGCAAGUCUUGGUGCUCUCCAAGCGAGAAUAGAACUGGGUCCCUACAAUCCUCAAACUCACACUUUAGCUUACUUCCGAAAGCAUCGUGCCAGGUUUCUUCCGCAUCACUACACAUCGCCGGGUUUUCUAUUUGGAUUAGGGUUUGGUCUGGGUUUGGUUGGUGGUAAGGGUGCACCAGAGGCGAGAUUACUUGAGCAGUACAAACGAAUACCCAAUCAUUCGGGUACAACACCAAACUCGCGGAAACUAGUGAGAAAGUAUCUAGAGUUUUGUUGGGGAUUACCCUGUUAUGGCUCGGCGUUCUUCCAGGGACAGAUUGAACGUCCUGUUCGGGGAUUGGCUUCCUGGAUCACUAACAGGGACAUGUCGGUAUUGAUUGCCAUCAAUACAACUGGAGUGUACGUCGUUGAUGACGCGCAAUGUAGUCUCUUACUGGGGCUAAAGUAUCCAAAUUUAAGUUGGGAGAUGGCAAAGCCCUCGGACGAAAACAAUCCCGACUGUUUACCAUGUCUAUUCCUCCAAUUUCCAGUUCGUGAGAAUGGAACGAGAGUUUACAAAAUUCUACAAGUGUUCUCCAAGCAAGCAAUAAUGAUGGACACUUUGAUAUCCGGUUUCGCCGAGGAGAGUCGAUUGAACGGAGAAACUGUUGACGCUGCCAAUCAGAAUCGUACCGAAGGCUCUGUGAUAAUGAAUGCUGGUAGUUUUACCAACAAACUUAGUAAAUUCACUCUGGCAACUUUUGACGAUCAAGGUCGCUGCAUCGGACAAAUGGGCUCUUGGUCUUUUCAAUGAUAUUACACCCUAUUUUCCUGUGCACACGUGUUGAUGACCAAAGUUAGAGAUAGUAUUAAUCGUGAUAUUGACAAAAGACUUUUCGCGAGAAUGUAUUUUCAUCGAGAUAAAAAGAAAUAAGGAACAAAUCAGACUGUUGUCUAAUUAAAUUA
Molecule: messenger RNA, 1548 nt
Organism: Diachasmimorpha longicaudata
Lineage: Eukaryota; Metazoa; Arthropoda; Insecta; Hymenoptera; Braconidae
Gene: Bili
Product: putative FERM domain-containing protein FRMD8P1
Exons: 6
Coding region: 41-1396 (451 amino acids)
Biological process (GO): negative regulation of canonical Wnt signaling pathway
Cellular component (GO): cytoskeleton; plasma membrane
Source: RefSeq, a predicted model, not a curated record